This is a messenger RNA of Cavia porcellus (domestic guinea pig), 9611 nucleotides long. It is a transcript of the gene Sgcd, whose product is annotated as sarcoglycan delta. Gene Ontology annotation, cellular component: sarcoglycan complex; sarcolemma. Gene Ontology annotation, biological process: heart contraction; cardiac muscle tissue development. The coding region runs from base 485 to 1354 and encodes 289 amino acids. The transcript is spliced from 8 exons. Lineage: Eukaryota; Metazoa; Chordata; Mammalia; Rodentia; Caviidae. The record is from RefSeq and is a predicted model, not a curated record.
GGAGAGAGGGGACUUAUCUCCAGCAUCUGGCAUCCCAGAGCAGGGCCUGCGUGGAGAAUGGCUGAGCGAUCCCAGUCCGCUCUGAAAGCCCUUUCCUUGCAAUGUGUAGGAGCCCAGCAGACGCCAUGAGCAACACUGUUGCAGGCAGCAGCGAGCGAGGCUGUCCCUUGACACAUAUGUUUCCCGCGGAUAGCUGGAGACAGGCCAGUAGCUGCGAGCCAGCCUGCUAAAGCCAGAUUGAAGUAUAGACAGAGUAGGGUUUCAAAGCAGCCCGAAAAAGAACGGGAAUGCUGUUCAGGAAAUUCUUCAGGCAUGGGCAGGGACUUGGCUACAGUUCUGCAGUUGGAAAAUCUGACUGGGGCAGCUUCUGAACACAGGCAGGGCCUGCUCCCACUCCGCAGGCUGAGUGGCUGCCUCCUUCCCAGCUGCCCAGCGCACCCAGGACCGCGGGGGUCGCCCUCGGCAGCUUUGUGAAGGAGAGGAGAUGCCUCAGGAGCAGUAUACACACCACCGGAGCACCAUGCCCAGCUCCGAGGGGCCACAGGUAUACAAAGUGGGGAUUUACGGCUGGCGGAAACGAUGCCUGUAUUUCUUUGUCCUACUCCUCAUGAUUUUAAUAUUGGUGAACUUGGCCAUGACCAUCUGGAUUCUCAAAGUCAUGAACUUCACAAUUGAUGGAAUGGGAAACCUGAGAAUCACAGAAAAAGGUCUAAAGCUAGAAGGAGACUCAGAAUUCUUACAACCUCUCUACGCCAAAGAAAUUCAGUCCAGACCAGGUAAUGCCCUGUACUUCAAAUCUGCCAGAAAUGUGACAGUGAACAUUCUCAACGAUCAGACUAAAGUGCUAACUCAGCUGAUAACAGGUCCAAAAGCUGUAGAAGCUUAUGGCAAAAAGUUUGAAGUGAAAACAGUAUCUGGAAAAUUGCUCUUCUCUGCAGAUGACAAUGAAGUGGUAGUAGGAGCUGAGAGAUUAAGAGUGUUAGGAGCUGAGGGCACAGUUUUCCCUAAGUCUAUAGAAACACCUAACGUCAGGGCAGACCCCUUCAAGGAGCUAAGAUUGGAGUCCCCAACCCGGUCUCUGGUGAUGGAGGCCCCAAAGGGAGUAGAAAUAAAUGCAGAAGCUGGGAACAUGGAAGCCACCUGCAGAACUGAGCUGAGACUGGAAUCCAAAGAUGGAGAGAUUAAGUUAGAUGCUGCGAAAAUCAAACUACCUAGACUGCCUCACGGAUCCUACACCCCCUCGGGAACGAGGCAGAAGGUCUUCGAGAUCUGCGUGUGCGCCAAUGGGAGAUUAUUCCUGUCCCAGGCAGGAACCGGUUCCACUUGUCAGAUAAACACAAGCAUCUGCCUUUGAGAGACUCUCCAGAGUGGACACUGUGGGCAGCGCGAAGGCCCUUUUUUGGCUUGAGACAUUGGCUGCCAGCUAUUUUUACUAGAACACAGAAAGCCUAUCAAAGACCUUUUAUGUGUGAGUGUGUGUACACGUGUGAGUGUGUUUGUGUGUGUGAGUGGAUAUAAAUAUAUAUAUAUAUAUAUAAAUAUAUAUAAAUAAAUAUAUAUAUAUCCUCUGUAUAAAACAAAGUUUCAGUACAAAAGGAACCAUGGGUGACCCUGUGAUAUUCACCAUCACUUUCCAUCCCAUCACCACCAUCCACACGACGAAAUCUAAAUACUAAUUCAGAUGCCAUCUUCCCUAGGCCAGUGAUGGCGAACCUUUUAGAUCUUUGAACAGUACGAACAGCCUGCUGUGGCACGCAUGCCAGAGGUUUGCCAACACUGCCCUAGACCAUUGGGAAUCACAUUGUGCACUGAAAAGAAUAUUCAUCAACACACAGUAACAGCACACCUUUUCCAUCGGUGUCCGUAGAGGCAGCCAUAGUGGGACUCUCCAAGUCAUGCUCAGGCACUGAAAUCUUUGUAUCAAAAACAGACACAUUGGAGUGGGGGUGCUGCUCAUUAGUAUAACUUGUGCUUAGCUUGUGUGAGUCCCCGAGUUCAACCCCAGCGUCACACACAUACUAGACAUUUGCCUUCCCUUUUUUAGCUUCAGGAAGACUGAGCAGCUUCUACCUUCAAGUAACAAAAGGGGUAGUGCCAUUAAAGUCAGCCAUAAAAACUCAGAAUGACUGCCCAGUAUUUGCAGCCUAACGUACUGGGGCUUUGGCUAUUGCAUGAGUGAGGAGGAUGAAUUCUGGUGAAUUCUGAACCGCUCACACAACUUCUACUUAUCUGCCUUUAAGCUCAGAUAUUCUCCCACAGUCCAAAUAAGAGUAGUAAAUCAGCACAUAAAAGGAUAACAGCUGCUCUUCAGUCGGCUGGAAGCUACUCAAUGGCAUGACAGCAAAGAAUAAAUGUGCACUAUGUCUCUGCUCAAAGGAAAAAUGGCUCAAGAGCGGCUGUGUUCUCAAUCUUUACUUCAACACACUCUCACACAAAAUGAUCAGGUCAAUCAAAAUUCUUAAUCGUGGAACCACAGUCCCGAGAAAAGUCAUUUUAAAUCAGAAAUCUAAUUAAGAGUCGCACCAAGAACCUAAUUAGUUUUUAUAUGUUUCUUGGGAUUGUGAGGUAACUUAAGAGCCAUGCCUUUUUAAAGGCACGCACAAACUCUCUGACUUUGAUCUCUUACAUAUAUAAUUUUUUUUUCAGUGCUGGUAAUGUAUUCCUAAAUCUACUCUCUUUCUCUGGGACUCACAGAUCUAAAGCACUGCAUGCUGCCAGAAUUGCUCCCUGAAAGUUAAUGUAUCAGAAUCACUGUGUCCCAGCAGCACCUGCACCCUCAUCUGUAAGAUGCAGCUCUGGUUCCCACCAUCAGCUACCUCUCAUCAUUACACCUUCAUCACCGUGCUCCAGGGUCACCCUGGCCAGCUCUUGUGCUGGGACAGGGGAUUACACCAUCUCUGUUCAAAGAGGGGGAAAUGUGCCUAUGCCUUACGUCAAUGCACUCAGCAAGGAGAAGCACAUCCUAUUUAUCUUGUUACCUGUAGUUUAUUUUGAGUGAUUAGAGGGGAAUUGUUUAGUUAUGACUGGGCAUCAAAUUGGAUAGACAAAAACAAUGAUUGACUGAUGUGGUUUCUAUUGAGCCUGGAAAGGAGAUGUAACUGUCUUUGAAAGUCUUGGAUGCCAUUUACCAAUCAAUGGCCCCAAACUCCUAAAUGAGGUUGUAUUUUGUAUGCUUGAAUGGCAUUUUUUUUCCUCAACAAGGUUCUAAUUUUCCUAUUUCACAAGCAGGAGAAGGUUGUCACAGAAGAUGAAGAGGUUUGGUAUUUUUGAGAUGACACCAAAUCUUGGCUAAAGUUUGCACAUGUGGAUGCAAAAGCAAGCUGUUUGGCACAAUAUUCAGUUACUGAAAAGGGGAAGGGGUGGUCCUAGCCUAAAUUGUGGUUUUGCUGGCUUUGAGGCUCUAGCUGGCUCUCCAGUGUCUUACGGUGAAGAACUGGCUUGAUCAGUUUUAAGCCAAGAAUGUAAGAUUGCUUAAUUUGCAGCAUGAAGACCUAACAAGGGACACCUACCAUUCGUAAAAGUCAUCAAGUUUAUCUGGAUCAGUAUUUCUAAUAUCCUUAGGACCAUGUUACCAUAAUCUGCAUGCAAUGCACAUCAUACACAGGGUUUUUGCAAGCCAGGAAAUUACUCCCAUGGCUGUUCCAAACAUCGAACCCAUAUCGUUCUGAUACACUACUAUAGUAACCCUGAGGCCCUUUGUGGAUAAAUACCUUAAGAAGGAAGUUUUUCCUGCUGUUGUUUUGUUUUAAGCAGAUUAUCUUUGUAUCUUGUCAUCUCACAUAAAGAAAACAAGAAAACAAAAAGUUCCCUGGACCCCUUUCCUUUGAUUUUGUUCUAAUCACAACAAAAACCUAAAAUAAGCACCUUGGUAGUUUUUUGGCCCCUCCCCAAAAAGUAGUAUGAUCCCACUUGUAAAAUUUAAUCUUUAAUCGAUCACAAAUACAAUGAAAAUAAUAAUUGCAUUCGAAAAACUUUUGGAGGUGGGGGGACACUUGAUAACAAACUCUGACUUUCCCUGAUGCUAAAUGACCACAAUCUAUAAGGUAAUAAGCCGGAACUCUGGGAUGAGUGCAGUUAUGUAUUUCACUUCAGACUUUGGAAAUUAGUAAAGUGAAUUCCAAGUUUUUCAAAGUAUAUCUUUUACCCCAGUACUCUACAAAUAAAAUAUCUGUCCACGGUCAUAAUUCUGGAGAAAAAAAAAAUACCUUUUACAUUAAAACCUGUUAACCCCAAAUUUUUAAAAACGAGAUUCUAACAUUUAUAUAGUAUAUACUAUCUUCUAGACAACCAUGCCUUUGGGUACUUUAAGCAAUUGGAGGUUUAACAGAGUUCAAAUGAAUCUUCAAUAUACUAGAAGUUCUACUAUGCUAAACUUCUUCAGACAAUUUUUUAUCAAUGAAAAAUGGAUCUCCAGAUAUGUUCAGCAGUUAGUUCUGUUUGAUAUAUGCUCAGUAAGUGAUAAAAGUUCCAUCUUGAGAAAUUACUUGAGUAUGAAGAAGGUUUUUGAAAGCCCUGUAUGGCAUCUAUCUAGGUGGAAACAUGACCUGUGACUUUAUAAUUAUGUUAUCAAAGAAAAAGUUUAUAAACUUGCAUUUGCUUUUAACUUCCUUGAGGUGACUUUUCCCUUUGGAUAAUUUCUACUGUAUACCCUGAAAUCAUAGACCAAAGAGUGCCUGAGGUUUGACCCUAGAACAAGGAUCAGCAAAGGUCUCUGAGAUGGAGACCAAAUCUUACUCAGCACCUGUUUUUCUGAAUACAUUUCACUAUUACACAGCCAUAUACUUUCAUUAAUAUGCUACCAGCCAUUGAUAUCAUUCUGUAACAUUGUGCCCGACACUGUAUGGCCCACCAGCAUAAUUAUUAUUAUUUGGCUUUCUAUAGAGAAAAUUUGCUGAUCCUGACCUACAGGUCAUUUGUGAUACAUGUUAGACACAGGUACAACCAAAUAGAUUAUGCAGUAACGGAGUGUAAGCCUACAUUUCCAGGUAGGCUGGGGAAUAUAACCACCUGGGAAAUAUUUUAGUGAAGAUUUUCCUUGCACUAUAUGAAGUAACCCAUCCAAUAGAGAAACACAGGAUUCAAAGAAUUGGGAAUAGGCAGAAUGGAAUUAGGGGCAGCUUUGGGGGGGGGACUGGUCCUCCAAGAGUCUUUUCUGCAAAACCUUGAUAGAAAGAUGGCUCCUUAAGCCCUAAUCAUUGUGUGACAAGAAGUAAAGGGUAUCCUAGGCUUUAAAUUUAGUCUCUUUGCUGAGAACAUUUUUCUGCUGUCUAUAUAACAGAAGCUUCCACCUCGCUUUCCCAUAUUCUAGAAAGGUGUCCAUUCCAAGGUCUCCCAGAACGUAUUUUUAACUUCAUGUGUUAUUUUUAGCCACCGGGACCUCAGUUAUUUGUGUCUUUAUGGUGUGAAUAUGUUCUGACAGCCACAUCAGGCUUAAAGAGGAAGUUGGGACACUGAAUAAUUGGAAGUAUUAAAAGAAGCAACAUCUUAAAAUCUGGAGGAAGAAAAAUGUAGUAAAAUUGUUUUUACAAAUCCAUUACUGGGAGGAACCAAAUUCAUGUCUAUUUGCUUUGGUUUUGUAGGAUGUAAGUUUUUGUUCCUGGGUGUGGAGCAAAUGCAAAAAAAGACAUGUUUUGGACUCCAACAUCUUUGUUUUGUAUGCUGUGGCAGGUUUCUGCCAGAGAUUUCUCUCCUCUUUUACUAAAAAGGGCCUCAUAGUCAGUUUGUUAAAACAGCAUGAUUUAACAACAACUUCCGAAGUAUCCAUAUUGAAGAAGAACUUUCAUUUUUUUUUAAUGAAAAUGACCACCAUUUACCCAUCCCUAAUCUUUUAGGGAGUCCUUUAUCCUAGUAUGUGGAUACAGCUAGACGAAGGUUAAGUUGGCUAUAGAAUACAAAUAUCUUGCUCUUGUUAUCUUCAGGCAAAAAAAUGAAAUUGGACCAAACAGGUUAAAGGCUCCAUUUAAGCCCCUGAUCUUUUUUAAAGGCCUAUGAAAAGUGAAAAAUCUCCUUUAAGUAAGUUGUAAACAAAACCAGUGCUCCUCCUUUUCCUGCCCCCAGAUAUCUUAAACAAAAGAAGAUAAAGAAGCAGUUUCCUGAAUGAUACAUUUGCAUGGUACACCAGUAGCAGGUCGGGAAAAAAGUUAUAAUGAAAGAAACAACCUUAAAAAACAGUCUUUUUAUCUCAAAGAUAAAAUGUCUCUCUUGCGGUCUUUCAUCACUUUCUCCUUGGUGGAAGGUUCCCCCAGUUUCCACAUACUUCCAUUAAAAUAGUCAAAGCUACUGCAUUGGGAUGUCAGAUGCAUCUCUUUCUUUGUGGUAAUCGGAAUUUAAAAUUAUACAGUUGCCUCUGAAUUUCUCACAAAGCCAAACCACAGAUAAGAGAUAAAGCACAGUCGGAAGCCUGCUGCUUCAGCCUGAGCAGCACACCACAGGCAUUAGCGCUUUCAAAAGCAGUGUGAUUUCCAUGGUUCUUAAAAGCUUUCUUCAUAAUAGAGUCCUUGAAAUUUCUCAAGGCAGGUCUGAAUGGCAAAGGGAAAAUAAUAACUCACGGGAGGCCCUCCUUCAGAGCACUGUAACAGCACAAGUGUAAAAGAAAAUACCCCUUUUGGGCCAACCCAUGCUCAAAUAUGCUAUUUCCGUUUCCCCUACCUUCCUUUUGUAGAAAUUUACUGAGUAGCAAGUUAGUAUCCUCCUUUGAGAAAACCAGCAACAGUGUUACGAGCCCUUGAUGCACUAGGAAAUGUGAUGUAUUAAGGAUGCCAUCAAACUCACUGAUAAAUAGUCUCGGGCAUAACAACAUCAGUGCUAACUGCUACUCUUUAAUUUUGGUCUAGCAACUGAUAUCAUCAGUAACCACUUUGAAGUUUGCGAUAGGCGAGAAGCUUUACAGUCCAAAUCCACAUAGGAAGUCAGAGAAUAUUGCAAAUGCCUCAUUAGGCGCAUAGACAUUCUCACUAUGAAGUGAGUGCAUUGGCUUCAUCCUGAACAAUUUUUAGCAAUGAUCUGCUCAAUAAAAUAACUAGGGAGCUACCCUCAUUGGAAGAAGAUAGGAAAAACAUUUGUUUACUCCAAAAUCAGCUGUGCGUGGCCAGCAGCAUCUUUCUAGUCCCUCUUCCUUCAGGGUCUCCACAGGCUACUUCUACAUUUGGCAUUGUUGAGAGAGAAAUCAGACAUAACUCAGAUUUCAUAAAGAGAGAGACUCCAAGCUGGUCUGUUCGUUUAUGUGGAAGCACUAUAGCAACAGAUUGUCUGAGACUAGGAAGGUGGCAUCUGUCAACAAGAAAGAUGCUGGUGUUUCUUCAGUCUGCAUAUUGUUCUAAUUCAUGAGAUUCUAACCGCCCGAGGAGAAUGAGUUCUUUUGAGAACUGGAACAAAGCUGUGAGAUUUCUGCAGGAAAAAACAAUCACACAAAAUACUACAUAAAAUCAGAUUUUCUUGGAUCCACACCUUACCCUAACAUGUGAGACAUUGGAUUCUGUUCUUCAAUCAUUAUAAUAAUUCUUUAUAAUUAACAUUCAUUGAAUACUUAGUGUGCUAGAUAUUUCGCAUAAUUCUCUUUCACUUAUUCAAAACAACCUUUUGAAUUAGGUUCCUUUGUAGUUUAAAUUUACAGACUUGAAACUGAGGCGUAGAGAGGAUCAGAAACUUGUCCAAAGUCACGAGCUAGAAAACAGAAGAGCUAUAAUGUGAGUCCAACUCCUGACCACUGUGUUACAAAGUCACCAACAUGUCAAACUAUUUUUCAAGUGUUAGGAAGAGUUUCCUACUAAAUUUUUAAACCAGCUCUCCUUUGUAAACAGUAGAAAUAUUGUAUUUCUGUGUUCUGUCAGUUCUCACUAUGAUAGCAUCCAAUUUUAAAGUAUAAAUAUGUCAGGUGAAAAUAUAGCAAGCCUACCUGGUUAAUAGAAUUUAGAACCAAGAAAAUUAGUGUGCUCUAGAUGCUUGUUAAGUCAGGGUCCCUGUCUUUACACAUUGGAAGAUAUCUUAGCCCCAUGUUUAGUAGAAAAUUUUAAUAACCUACAGGUGUAGCUAAGCAAAGCUUCAUUCCCAUAAACACCUAUUUCCAUCUCUUCUACCUCGCUUCAAAAUACAGACGUCUAAUUUUGGGUGAGGUUUGGCACUUUUUGGUUACUAUUCUUUUGUACUUGUGCCAAAAUUAUACGUAGCAAAAUUGAAGCAUCAAAUAAAACAACCCUCAGCCUCUAUCUCUGUCCCUGCCCCCACAAGAAAGAAGCUAAGCCUGCUGAGGACCCAGUCAGCACUAGGCAUUCACUACCAGAUGGAGCCCAGCUGGCAACUGUCUCUGAUGGUUUGUGUCCACACCCUGUAAGCCAUUGAUGAUGAUCCAGAUCCUCCGUGGACAGAAUCAUCACCAAAGCUUUAAGCCAUCACUACCAGUUGAUCUGGGUUGGAAAUAGGAUCCAGUUUCCACUUUUCAUCCUAACAGGGGAGACUUUUAACCAGUGUACACUUUAAAAAUAAUGUCCUAGAUUCAGCAGUGAGGAUAAUGGUGUUCCAGCUAGGACAGGAAAAACGGAGUGUUUCUAAAGUUCAUUUUGCCCAGGUAGUUUAGGCCACGGUGACCUUCUGAGCAAAGACUUUGGACUUUGCUAUGUUAGAGUUAAAAGGUAAUCUUUUUGCUGAAUUAACUCAGCCAAGAAUCAUUCGAGUAAAUUAUGCCCUUGGUAAGGUCAUGCUGUUUAUCUGUUCUCACCCACAACCCAGAGGUCCACAGAAGAAAGAUUUGGGGGGUCCAUCCUGCUUCCUGUGCCCUAUACACAGCAUGUAGCUGAUCCACUGGGGAGGACGCGGAUACACUCAACUGCCUCCCAAACACACAGCCUGAGGGCAAGAGCUUCUCUGGCUCAAUCCUUGCCCCCAGAAAACCUUAUCAAAGGGAUGGGCUAGGAAAGCUAAAGACCCUAUUUCAGGGCAAGUCAGUCGGGGAUUUCCUUUCUAGCAUUAUAAAUGUCCAAAUGGCAAGACAAGAGAGGAGAGAUUCCAGCAAACCAAAGGAACAAUUGGCACAUUUAAAUUUGAGCGACACAAAAUUAAUGUCAUCCAGUGUUGUUGUUAGGGAAUGGAAUGAAGUUUUCCCUGUGUUGACCCCCUCACUUCCCAGUCAAGAUUUUCCCUUUUGAAGUUUAUGAAGAAGCGGAAACACCUCCUCAGGAGGUUGUGUUUUAGAAAGCAAAAACAGGAUAUCUAUGGUGAGGUGGCUACAUGCUCUUUUGGAGAAGCCAGGUUCUGGUGUUUUUCACAGAAAAGAUGAGUUACACAGACACCCCAUUCAUGUGUAGAUUUUCAGUUAGAAAAAGCAGCCCCCUUCCCAUGAAACAACUGAGUUCAGCCUUUGUGUUAUUUUUAGUUUUGUUUUCUCUUUCCUCUGGGUUUGAGUGUGAUGUAAGAAGAGCUUUUUAAUUUUGUUUUGAAAUAACAUCGAUCCUUGCACACUCUAUGCAAAAAUUUUGUAAGCAUUGCAAUAAUGCUAUGAAUUACAAGGAACUAUUUUAACUUUAUUACACUUUCUGUAUAAAAGUUUGUAUUUAAUAUUAUUUCGACUUCAGCCUUGUAAAAUAUAUUAAUAAAAAUAAUGAUUGGUAAGAAGGAAA